This is a messenger RNA of Chinchilla lanigera (long-tailed chinchilla), 519 nucleotides long. RefSeq lists its product as uncharacterized. Lineage: Eukaryota; Metazoa; Chordata; Mammalia; Rodentia; Chinchillidae. The record is from RefSeq and is a predicted model, not a curated record.
AGGUCAGAGCCACGAUUCUCCCUCCUGAUGCUCUUGGGGGGCUGUGUGGUGGAUGGGGCACUUGCCUUCUGCCGGGUGGGACAGGAAACCUUGCGCCCUACCCUCCAACUCUCUCUACACCACGUUGAGGGGUGGGAAGUCCCUCCAGCCUGCGCUGCUGGUGCGGUGGGGUCCGCCCCCGCUCUCUCGGGGCUCCGCCUCCACCCCGUCCCGGCCGGCCUCCCGCCUCAGUGAGUUUCUCUUUCACUUAGCGAUCCCUGAGGUCCUGCGCCUAGGGCCCUGCUUCCAUCGCAGGUCCCGGCUGCCCACGCCAGGGACCGAGGGAAGGAGAAGCGGGUCUGCGCAGCAGGCGGCUGAGCCCGGGCCCGCCCACUCGGAGCCGAGGCCGGAGCAGCGCGUCGGGAGCCUCCGGGGCGGGGACCCUGGCUGUGAGCGGGAAAUGGAGCGCUCGUGCUGGAGUGGAAGAGACCAGCUGGAACAACUCUGCUCAGAGGGCUGCCGAUGGACCUCCCAGUACAG